AUGACACAGACAUCCCAUAGCAAUAUUCUCAUCAUAGGUGCCGGAUCAUGGGGGUGUUCAAUUGCCCUCGAGCUCGCCCGGCGUGGCUACACUUCCAUCACUGUACUGGACGGCAGCCCAUUCCCUUCUGCCAUCUCGGCUGGCAACGACUUGAACAAGAUUGCCGAAGAAGCAAACGAGCCAUCUGACUCUGACAGCAAUGAGGACUACUUCUGGAACCGCAUAACUCAACUUUCAAUGGACGCUUGGAAAUACGACCCCGUUUUCUCAUCCUUCUACCAUGAUACUGGCUUCAUCAUGGCAGCUGUAGGCGACGAAGCAUACAAACGUUGCGUGGAGUAUGCAAAAGGAGAGAAGAUCACACCAACGGCGCUCAAUACCAAAGAGGACUUCCGGCUUACGAUGCCAAAGCACGUGCUGCAAGGCGAGCUUGCAGGCUGGAGAGGAUUCUGGAAGAAAAGCGGCGCAGGCUGGGUGUUUGCGAGUGGCGCUCUGAAGGCCAUGUACAAUGAGGCAGUAAGAUUUGGUGUGAGCUUUGUAACAGGAACCACAGGAAAAGUUCAGGAAUUACUCUACAACUCAGACAAGAGUCAUGUCACAGGAGUGAGGGUCGUAGAUGGUACCGAGUAUGCAGCGAAACAGACCAUACUGGCAGCCGGCGCAAACAGCGACCUGCUUGUGGACCUUGAGCAGCAACUUCGACCUACAGCCUGGACACUGGCACACAUACCUCUCUCCGUCGAGGAGGUAGAGGGUUACCGUAACUUACCCGUACUGUAUGGCGUAGAUCGAGGCUUCUUCAUUGAGCCAGACAUCGAAAACCACGAGAUGAAGCUCUGCGACGAACACCCGGGUUACAUAAAUCCGAUUUACAACAAUGGCAAGAUGCGGUCCGUUCCGUUUGCCCGUCAUCAAAUUCCCAAGGACUCCGAAUCACGUAUGCGUCUUCUUCUUUCAGAGACAAUGCCACAACUCUCCGAACGCAGCUUCAGCUUCGCACGUAUAUGUUGGGACGCAGAUACAGUUGAUCGUGUGUUUCUCAUUGACAGGCAUCCCGUGAUAUCAAACUUGAUUGUUGCCGUUGGAGGUUCUGGAAACGGAUUCAUGGCAUGUCCUGCCAUUGGAUCACUGGUCGCUGACGUGAUUGAAAAUAAGGGAGAAGAGAGGUUGAGGAAGGCAAUGAGAUGGCGACCAGAGAUAAGCGUAGAACGAGAUUGGUGGGAUACGCAGGGCAGGUACGGCGGUCGUGACAAAGUGAUGGAUUUUCGAGAUGUGGAAGAGUGGACUCCAGCAACUGCGUAA
Bipolaris zeicola 26-R-13 is the source of this 1302-nucleotide messenger RNA. RefSeq lists its product as uncharacterized. Bases 1 to 1302 code for a protein of 433 amino acids. The record is from RefSeq and is a predicted model, not a curated record. Lineage: Eukaryota; Fungi; Ascomycota; Dothideomycetes; Pleosporales; Pleosporaceae. The transcript has a single exon. Gene Ontology annotation, molecular function: saccharopine oxidase activity; sarcosine oxidase activity; flavin adenine dinucleotide binding.